Messenger RNA from Girardinichthys multiradiatus, 4116 nucleotides. RefSeq names its product atypical chemokine receptor 3. Gene Ontology annotation, cellular component: membrane. The coding region runs from base 1584 to 2477 and encodes 297 amino acids. Gene Ontology annotation, biological process: phospholipase C-activating G protein-coupled receptor signaling pathway; positive regulation of Rho protein signal transduction. The record is from RefSeq and is a predicted model, not a curated record. The transcript is spliced from 4 exons. NCBI's taxonomy places the organism in Eukaryota, Metazoa, Chordata, Actinopteri, Cyprinodontiformes, Goodeidae. Gene Ontology annotation, molecular function: G protein-coupled receptor activity.
UGGAAAAGCGCUAUAUAAGUUCAGUCCAUUUACCAUUCCAGGAGUUUAGUAAAGAAACAAUAAUAUAAUCAUGAGUAGACAUUAUGGUCUUCUGAAGUUUUGGUAACUUUGGUAACUAAGUAUCUCCUAUUGUAAUAAUAAUUGUAAUAUUGAUUUCUUAUGUCCUUCCAACCUGUUGAGUAGGUCGGGGAAAUUAAACACUAGAGAUUUAAGUUGAGUAAUAUUCCCUGAGACCAGGAAGACCCAUACCACCAUUUCCUUUUGAUAAUUGCUGUCUUUUAUAUUUAAUCCUGGCCUUUUUGUGGUGCCAUAUGAUUUUUGCCCACAUCCUAUCCCAUUCAUCAAAAUGUUGUUUAGGUACUUUUAUUGGCAAGCACUGAAAGAGAUAAAUAUGUAUUCUUAUAGAUUCCACUCUGGAGUAUAAGUUCAAGAAAGGAAUGGUGCUCCAUUGCUGAAAGUCCGAUUUUUAUCCUUGAUGUUAAGGGGCCUUAGUUGGCAUCCACCAAUCCAGACAAGUCCUUUGUCAACAUUACUCCCAAGUACAAAUACCAUUUGAUUCCCAAUUCUAUUUAUACAUAUUCUUAAUUUUAUCAGAUGGAUAGCAAUUCAAACAUAGUGUCUAGGUUUUGUUGACGUUAAUCUUCUAUCCAGAGAGCAAUCCGUAUUCCUCCAGCCAUGCCAUUAAUUUGGGGAGCGUUUAAUGUGGUUGUGCUAAAAAUAUAAGCAAAUCAUCUGCAAAUAAAGCCAGUUUUUGUUCUCCUGACAUCAUUGUUACCCCUUUGAAAUCAGGCCUCUGUCUUAUCCACUGGGCCAGGGGCUCUAGAAAGAGGCUGAAGAGGAGUGGGGAGGCAAUGCAACCCUGUCAUGAUCCUCUCUGCAGAGUAAAUACGUUGGACAAGUCCGCGUUAAAAACUGACUCAUGUUUAAGCCUGAUCUCCUCCAUAUGAUGACAAACACAUUUCUGGGAACAUUUACUUUAGUAACAUUUGUGUCCAUGGUUGACUUCUUUACUUCAGUUAAAGCACUACAGUAACAUCUUGCAAUAGAUUUCUCAUUUGCCUACCUUACAUCAGCUGUUUACAGUUUAAGGUUGCAUCAGUGAAAUUAAGCUUCAGCCGCAGUGCUACUGUAGAUAAAACGCCCAUGGGAAAAUCAUCAUGCUGCAGGAGAACAAUGAAACUGAGCCUCCAGUGCAUGGCUUAAGGAAAUGGUGGCAGAUAUUGUGUUGUUGGAAGUGGGAAUUCAGGAUACCUACCAUACAGACUGUAACUUUAUUUAAAUAUAUAUAUUGAUUUCAAAAGGGAAAAAAUGUUGGGUAAAAGUAGAGCUUGUACAACUUUGCUUGUCGUAUAUAAGUUGUUCAUUUUUGCCCCUCAGCUCAACUAUCCAUCUCAAUCACAGCCUAAACACGCCCCUCAUCCAUAUCUAUCUCCAUACCAUCCAAUGGCUGAAGACAAUGGCUGAGUCCUUGUAGAGUUCUUUGCCCCAGUGAUCAUUGGGAUAGUAGGACAGUAGCAAAGAAGACAGGUGCUGUGUUGAGCAUUCCAUUUAAUUCCAUCCAGCUUUAAAACAUCUUUCCUAAAAUGUUAAACACCAGCCUUUAUGACAACUCUACCAGCACCGGGGGUCAACGCGUUCAGCUGCUGUGGUAUCAUUACCCAGAAUGUGUCGUGGCUCCUCAGCCCUUUGUCUUCUACUUUGUGGUCAAGGUGUUCAACCUGGUCAUUGGGACUCCAGGUAACAUCUUCGUCAUCUGGCAAAUAGCUUCGAAGAAAAAGAACACCUCCACGUCCGACGUCUUCUUCUUCAACCUGGCCGUGCUGGAUGCCUACUUCUGCUUGAUGACCCCAAUAGAGUUGGUCAACAGGUUAGAGCUGGGCGACGAAAAGAUCUGGAUCUUCCAGAGGUUUGCAUAUGGGGUGAAGGACCUAGCGCCACUCUUUCUCGUGUGUAUCUGUGUGGACCGCUACAUGGCUGUCGCACACCCAGUGUUUUUCUCGAGUUACCAAGAGACCAUCGCCCGCAUUUGCAUUUGUGUCUUCAUCUGGAUUUUUAUAAUGCCCUACAGCAUAAUUAAGGGGCUUUGGGGAAUUAUGAGUGUGAGCGGCAUCUUCGGUGGGGUCAUCCUCUUCGCAUUUGGGGUCAUGGUCUUCUGCAACAUCUCCGUCAUCUGGGUGCUCCGCCACUCGAUGGCAGGAAAGGAAAAGAUGCACCCAGUGAAGAAGAGAGCCUUUAAGAUGGUGCUGAAAAACCUGGGCAUCAUUGCCUUCAACUACUUGCCACCUGUGGCCUUUAUGCCCUUUGUGUCUUAUUACACAUAUUUUGAGUACCGUUGUCAGAUCAGCAUCAGUGUGUUCUCCAUCAUGGAUCUAAGCUGCAGCAUUGAGCCGCUGCUGUUCAUCUCAAAGACGGAAGGACUGUUUGGUAUGUGGUGCAAGAAGAAAGCCUCAGAAACCCCGGAUGACAUCAAGGUUUAAUCGAGCGGUGUGUAAACUUAUUUCCCACUAUAAAUACAAAGCCCUCCACAUUUAUUGGCAUCCAUAUGGAACAGAUGCACACAAAAGUAAAAAUAAAUUGUUGUAAAGGAGAUUUGGUAAAAGAAGACACUUGUUUGCCAUUAUCCAGCUUGAGCUUGGAAUUUUCCUUGCUCUCAUCGUUUCCCAAAUAAUGAUGAUCAAUAAACAUCUGUCUUACUUACGACAUGCUUUCUUGUUUUUUUCCCCCCCAUCUUAAAAUGGUGUCCUGUGUCGCAUUACGUUUAUGCCCAAAGGAAACAGAAAGUCUCGCGCUUCCUAGACACAAAAUGAAAAGUAUAUCUUCACAACAAAAUGACUUUAUUUGAAAAAACAUUUAAAACUGAUUAUUUUAGGUUACAUUUUUCCCCACUAAAAAAAAUUACUGAAGUUAUAAAUUUUCUUUCUAAAAAUGUUAUUUUCAUAUUGUGCUGCUGCAAUAAAAAAAUCUAAUUAGUCUAAGAGUUUAACGCAUCUGUAGCUGUGAUAGCAGUAAUUGUAGAGGAUAUAGGACAUUUUAAUGUAUUGCUUUGCAACAGUUUCUUUUGUAAAAUAAGUCAGAUCUAAACUUGUUUACCCUUUAAGGGGUUCUUAUUAAAAAUGCACAAUGUAUGUUUCCAGAGGAAUAACUGCAUUAUAACACUUGGAAGGUAAUUUUUCUUUUUCCUCCAUAAAGAUUUUGCACAUUUAAAGAAAUAGACAUGCUGCGUUAAUCAACCACCCAAUAAAACAUUUUCAAUUGUUCAAUUUAAGAAAUGUAAAAGACUAAGACAAGAAAAAUGAAUACAAUGUUUUGAUUAAUAAUAGGUUAUAAAUAAUUAAUAAACAAUUAAUAACUGGUUUGAUUAAAAUAGGUUUGCUACAUGAUAGAAAGGAGCCCCGUACGCUCGAUCUGCAAAGCAUUUAUUGACAUUUGAUCUGAUGAAGAUCCAACUGGGACUGAAACUGUUGUCAAUAAAUGUUGUGAAGAUCAUGCAUGCUGGACUCCUCUCUAUCUACAUUUUGAGCUUUUAACCCUGCAUCUUCAUCUAUUGACGUGUGGGUAACUAACUUUACAUUUCAUACAUUAAAUUAAUUAAUAAUCAAAGAAAUAAAGUUUAUUUAAAGCUAAAUGAAACCCAAACAAUUGAAAGCGUGUUUUUUAUUAGCGCAUUUACCUUUUUGUUUACAAGCUUUCACUUUGACAAAAAACUGUUGUGAAACAUCAAAUAAAUAGAAUUAAAAAUAUCAACUUUCUACUAAACCCUCUGCAGUCAAGUGAAAUAAAAACAUAUUACAGCUAGUGCGUGCUGCCCUGUAAAUACAGUUUCUCCCACAGAUGUUUGUUUUAAGUAUCUUAGUAGUUGAUGUUUGCUGCUGAAAAUUGUUUUACUGCUGGUUGUUAUCAGAACUCUAAAACGUGUUAUUAUAAAGACAGCCUAAAGCGGUGUGUGAUUUAUAAAACACUUAUUGGGCACUUAGGAUCUAAUUAAUUUAGCUUCAUAACAAGGAAUGCCCAGUGGGACCAAUUAGGAGUGAUGUAAUGCAUGGUCAUAUAUUUUAUGCAAGAUGAUUAACUAAAUACAUAAUUAAAAGUAAUUAACCCGCCCAUUAAUAUGUAGCA